Aspergillus oryzae RIB40 is the source of this 1557-nucleotide messenger RNA. RefSeq lists its product as uncharacterized. The transcript is spliced from 5 exons. Gene Ontology annotation, molecular function: transmembrane transporter activity. Bases 1 to 1557 code for a protein of 518 amino acids. The record is from RefSeq and is a predicted model, not a curated record. Gene Ontology annotation, biological process: transmembrane transport. Lineage: Eukaryota; Fungi; Ascomycota; Eurotiomycetes; Eurotiales; Aspergillaceae.
AUGGGCCAACCCAAUGACCUCAAAUCCCCUGAGGUAGCCAGUGUACCGGUAUCUUCGAAAAAUAGUAUCUCAGAUCCUUCAUCUCCUCUGGAGGAUUCUCUUGAAGCCCAACAACCAUCGCCCCCAAUCUAUCACAUCUUCUCUCGAUCUCAAAAGCUGGAAAUGGUGGUGAUUGUCUCCCUGGCCGCCAUUUUCUCACCGUUGUCUUCCAAUAUCUACUUCCCCGCUCUGGGGGCUAUCUCAAGAGAUCUUCAUACAAGCAUGACCCUCACAACCUUGACCGUCACCAUAUAUAUGAUCGUCCAAGGAAUUGCACCGACCUUUUGGGGUUCCUUAUCAGAUACCUCUGGCCGACGACCCGUGUUCAUUGGAACUAUGGUCGUCUAUAUCAUUGCCAACAUUGCCCUUGCUGUAUCUACUAACUACGGCGAGCUGAUGGCAUUCCGUGCUUUGCAGGCUGCCGGCAGUGCCGCUACAAUAUCUAUCGGAGCAGGUGUCAUCGGUGAUGUUACAACCUCUGCGGAACGAGGAAGUCUGGUAGGCAUCUUUGGCGGUGUCCGCAUGCUUGGCCAAGGUAUUGGUCCAGUUUUUGGCGGUCUUCUCGCGCAGUAUCUCGGCUUUCGAUCGAUCUUUUGGUUCCUCACGAUCUGUGCCAGCGUCAGUCUGUUCACUAUCCUCCUGUUACUUCCUGAGACCCUGCGAUCGAUUGCCGGCAAUGGAACGGUUCCUCUUCGUGGCCUGCAGAAGCCAUGGUUAUACUAUAUCACUGGACAACCGGGUGCUGAGGAGGGUGCCGAGUCAGGGAUCAAAAAGUCCAGGGUUACGUUUGGGACUGUCUUUGCGCCUCUCAAAUUCCUGUUCGAGAUUGAUGUUUUUAUUACUCUUUUCUUCGGAAGUAUUGUCUACACGGUGUGGAGUAUGGUCACGUCUAGUACCUCUGACCUGUUUGAGGAAACGUAUAACUUGACUACCCUGCAGGUUGGUCUCACGUUUCUUGGAAAUGGCCUAGGAUGCAUGUCAGGCUCCUACACAAUCGGCUACCUAAUGGACUACAACCACCGUCUGACUGAACGCGAAUACUGCGAGAAACACAACUACCCACCCGGCACACGAGUCAACCUGAAAACACACCCAGACUUCCCGAUCGAGACCGCCCGCAUGCGCAACACUUGGUGGAUUACAGUUAUCUUUAUCGUAUGUGUGGCGGUCUACGGUGUUUCGCUGCGUACGCAUCUUGCGGUCCCCAUCAUCCUGCAAUAUAUCAUUGCCUACUGCUCAACUGGUAUCUUCACGAUUAACAGUGCCUUGGUGAUCGAUCUAUAUCCAGGUGCCAGUGCUAGCGCCACGGCUGUGAAUAAUCUUAUGCGGUGUCUGAUUGGUGCUGCGGGGGUUGCGGCUGUACAGCCUAUUAUUGAUGCGCUUGGUCCGACUUAUACUUUCGUUUUGCUUGCUGGUAUUACCUUGGUUCUGUGCCCUUUGCUCUGGGUGGAGACGAAGUAUGGGGCUGGAUGGCGACUGGCUCGACAUCAGAGGUUGAACCGUCCUCGGGCUGGGUAA